AUGGGCGCACUCGAGAAGGAUGGGGCCUUGCCACACGACCCGGAGCAGGCCAGGAUAGACCACGAACUUGCUGACUUGGAAAGACUGGGGAGGGAGAGACCAAAAUGCUUCCGUGGAGCUUGGUCAGAGAUCUCCUUUUGUCUUUCAAUCUUCAUGUCUCAAAUUCUGGCUGUAAGUUAUCACCCACUGGAAUGGGUAGAUUUGGUGGCGGAUAGCCUAACCUUCCUCCAGGAAUAUUACAUCUCAGGCUCAAAUGUGCUCCUUCCUACUCUCGUUAAAGAGCUCGAUCUGCCCGAAGCCUCCGCAAUUUGGCCUUCAACAGCACUGUCGUUGGUAGUCACAUCGACACUCCUCAUCUUCGGCCGGUUGACCGAUAUGUUCGGCGGGUAUGCGAUUUACAAUGCGGGAGCUAUCUGGCUCACGAUAUCAUCCAUAUUAUGCGGUGUUUCCCAGACAUGGUUGAUGCUAGUCAUUUGCCGAGCUCUGCAGGGCUUUGCUCUGGCCGCAUUUCUUCCCUCUGGAAUUAUGAUUCUCGGCAGCACCUACAGACCAGGUCCUCGAAAAAAUAUUGUGUUCAGUAUUUAUGGUGCGUGUGCAGCACUGGGAUUCUUUGUGGGGAUUUUCUUCUCCGGUCUCGCCGGCGAAUAUCUUACCUGGAGGUGGUAUUUCUUCUUCGGCGCAAUCUUCUCGGCCAUCACUGCAGCCCUUGCCCUCUUCUCCAUCCCAAGAGACUACGCCGAGAAACGAAAUUCCGGAGUCAAGAUGGACUGGCCAGGGGCAUGCCUUUCCGUUCCCGCGGCGGUACUCAUCGUCUUUGCUAUUGCCGACAGUGCCCACGCACCGCAGGGUUGGAAAACGCCAUACAUCCCUCUAUUCCUUGUGCUCGGGUUGAUUAUCCUUGGAGUGAUGGUUUACGUCGAAGGGUGGGUUGUCACGAACCCCCUUCUUCCUGGCGAUAUCUUCAAAGUGAGAUACAUGCUGCCGCUGGUUGUAUCGUUGCUCCUUUUAUACGGAACAUUGGGUAUAUUCCUGCUCUACGCAGUUUUAUAUAUGUCCGACAUUAUGGGAGCUUCCCCCAUGCAAAUUGUCGCAUGGACCGCGCCCAUGGGAGUAGGCGGCCUGAUUCUCUCGGUUGGAGGCGGAAUGAUAUUCCACAAAGUGCCCGGAACUAUAUUGAUGUUGAUUUCGUGCUUGGGAUAUGUGGGAUCUGGGCUUUUGUUUGCUGUGAUUCCCGUUGGGGGCAAUUACUGGGCAUACGUGUUCCCGUCGAUGAUCUGUGGCACGAUCGGUAUCGACAUCAGCUUCAACCUCGCGAAUGUUUUCAUCACAACCAAUCUCCCCAAAGCAAGACAAGGUCUUGCGGGCGCCUUGAUCAACUGUACGCUGCACAUGGGAAUUGCAGUGAUGCUUGGCUUUGCAGAUAUAGUCCAAACCCAAACCGUCGACCUAGGGACUCGCCGAAGCUACAAAGCGGUCUUUUGGUACGAAACCGGACUGGCAAUCCUGGGACUUAUCAUUGUCGCCUUGUUUGUGAGAAUUCGUGAAGCAAAGAGUGAACUGACUCUUGACGAGAGAGAGGUAAUGGCGGCCACUGCAAAUAAUGAAAGGUCUGGUGAAGUUUAG
Molecule: messenger RNA, 1623 nt
Organism: Penicillium salamii
Lineage: Eukaryota; Fungi; Ascomycota; Eurotiomycetes; Eurotiales; Aspergillaceae
Source: the annotation of a GenBank genome assembly